Molecule: messenger RNA, 2825 nt
Organism: Zingiber officinale
Lineage: Eukaryota; Viridiplantae; Streptophyta; Magnoliopsida; Zingiberales; Zingiberaceae
Exons: 8
Coding region: 871-2622 (583 amino acids)
Biological process (GO): actin crosslink formation
Cellular component (GO): actin filament
Molecular function (GO): cytoskeletal adaptor activity; actin filament binding
Source: RefSeq, a predicted model, not a curated record
ACUCCUCCGUCCAAUGUUAAUGUGCUCGCUACGCGUCCCAAAGAACCAUCAAGAGUUUGAGAACUUUCUGCAAGUCGCAUCGAGAUUCAUCAGGUGCUAGAUCAAGCCGCGGAGAAUGUUUUCAGAAGGACGGUAACAAAAUUACAGGACAAGACAAAGAAAUCACUGCGCGGCGCAUUGUUUCAUCUUGCGGAAGCGACAAAAAAUUGAAACUUUGGACGAGGACAGCAGCGGAAGGAAGAGGCUGCAGCCUGCGGAUUUGUUUGUGGAUCAGCACGGAUGGAGGAGACGGGAAGAGAUGGGAAAAGAUCAGUCUGCAUUUGUCUGCGAGCGGGGGAUUACACGUUAGCAUGAGAAAAGGUACUUUUUUGGAGGUGUUUUGGUUCUGGGACCAGUCGCUUACUCCUCCUCCUCUUGGCAUCGAACCCUCCGCUAUGGGGAGUGCGAUGAUGCCGAUUGGAAGGUAGUGGAAAGGAGCGAGCUCUUUUCUUCGUCUCUGCGAUCUCUGGUUCGGUGGUUUGGCGGAAAGUGGAAUGAGGCGGGUGACGAGAACGGGCUCGCCGGAGGUAGUGAAGGUGAGCGAAGAAUCGCCGGAGUCCAGCUUCCGCGAGCUCGACGAUGUGUUCUUGCAGACUCAAACAAGAAUAUGGCUCGGAGAAGUUCUGCAAUUUAGAAUCGAUGAGGAGAUGCCUAUUGCUGAUUUGCUUGCUGAUGGGGAGUUGCUGUAUGUUUAGCCUAUCUUCUUCAUGUUAAUUCUUCCAAGUGUCCAAAGUUGUUUGGAAGAGGCUCUUGAAGAAUCAUGCUGAGCUAAGAAACUCGAAAUUAUUUAUAUAUGAACACACAUCAUUUGCUAGGAGGAAUAGCCGAUAUAUGCCAUAUCCCAAAGUCGAUUCGUUUUUGAAGAUCUGCCAAAUCCUUGGGUUAACUGGAAUUGAUUUGUUCUCACCAUCUGAUGUUGUUGAGAAAAGGGACAUUCGCAGAGUGAGUAUGUGUGUUCGUUCUUUCUCAAAGAAAGCUCGAUUGAAAGGCUUAAGCGUUCCAGAUUUUGACAUAGUCACAUACACAAUAGUCAUGCCAACUGAUCUAGUUGGUGGUAUCUGCAGAAGUUUGGAGCAGUCAAGAUGCAGCUCAUCAAGCUCCAGUAGCUACGGCAUGAACUUUAGAAGGUUAUAUAGAAAGAAAGGUUUUGAGGGUGGUUAUGAAUCUGAUGAAGCAGAAAGCAGUUAUAAUGAAUUAGAAUUUGAAAGUCCCUCGUUGCAUGUUUCAUUUCCUGCUGCAUGCAUGCUCGAUCUAGACCCAGAAGAUUAUCCCCAAAGAAGGUCAGUUGAGGAUGAGUUCUUUAAAGUGCACGACUACUUUGAAUUGGAAGAUCAAACACACAACGAAGAUAGUCACAAGAACAAUCAACACGAGAAAAACAUAUUACUUGAAUCUACUGAUUCCACAUUUGGAGGCAUUAUACAAAGUGAUAGUAGCAAGAGUAGUUUCUCAUCUCAUGAAAAAUCUCCACAGGAAGUACAAGCUCGAUUGGAAGAUCGAUACCAAACUUUUAAUGUUUCUAUCCCCAAAACUUGCUUAACAGAACUGCCAACCUUUGAUUCUCUUAUAGAUACUGUUCCUGCGAAUGGACAUAUUAAGGAGACAUUUGCAGAUAUGGCUGUUGAAAAUCUGAGCAGCAUAAUUGAGAAACAUGAUGAUAUGGUAUAUGAAAGGUGGCUUCGACAUGAAGACCACCAGAAUGGCAUUCCUAUUUGUAUUCUUCAAUUCGAUGAUGAUUCAAAGACUAGUUGUUGCAGUUCUGCUGAUGGAUGCACAUCACCAGAAGGUUCUGUUGUGGAUGAGAGCAUUCCAAGUACUUUGUGUGAAACCUCCUAUCAAACAAGGAGUGAUAUUGCAAGGAGAAAUUGUGUUAGCACCCACGAUCUUUACUGUGGAAAUGUGCAUGGCAGUUUAGAAACCGGAGAAGGUGAAGGGAUUAGCGACUCUAAAGUUGUCUGUGAUCAUUGCUCUAGAGGUCUAGUUAGUAUGGAAUUUAUGGGCAUCUAUCAUGCGAAUGAAGUGACAUCGGACUGGAGCUACAUCUCUGGAAGUCAUCUUGCUUCUGAAUCUGCUGAUCAUAUCAAUAAUUUCCUUCCCUGUGUUCUUGCAGAAUCUGGCGAUGACUCUUUCUGCGACUGGACAAACUUAUCAUGCUCGAAAACUGGAAUUCUGAAAGAACUGAAAGGACGUAUGUCUGCUGAGGAAAACUUGGAGAUUGAAGAUGGAGUUCAUUUCAUUAAGGAUGUUGUCACAAUAAGGAAGCUCCCAGAUCCAGAUGAUACAAAAGAAAGAGAGAAGAUUAUGGAAGGCUACAAAAAGAAUUUAGCAUCAACAUCAACGACAAGUGAGGUUAAGGUGGGGAACACAGGGAAAAGGGUACUGAAAUCCCUUGCAGGCAGUGUUACAUUGAUCGGUGCACUGCUUGUCUUUCUUCAUCUGAGGAGAAAGAGGGAAAGAGAGAGAAGUAGCCACACUGUGUUGCCUCUACCAGCUCAUGAAACAUAUCAGGAAGUAUACACAAACAAGAAAGUGGAGAUUAACAACUAUGACAAAAGAUACCCUGGGGAGAGGCUUAAGCUUUAAGGGCAGAAUAAAUCGAACGCCUUUUUUUCUUCGACAUUACAUGUAAAUUACAUUGAGAAAGUACUAAAUAUAGAAGCUUUGAAGAUAAAUGCCCUACAAUCUUGCUGUAGUAACCUCUUGUCCUAACAUCUCUGAAUACAUCUAAUGUUUAAGAUUAGACAAUCUGAAUAAAUUAUGACAUCUGAUGUUCCUUUUGUAGCUGA